This is a messenger RNA of Anguilla rostrata (American eel), 511 nucleotides long. RefSeq names its product small ribosomal subunit protein eS26. Gene Ontology annotation, molecular function: structural constituent of ribosome; mRNA binding. Lineage: Eukaryota; Metazoa; Chordata; Actinopteri; Anguilliformes; Anguillidae. Bases 93 to 440 code for a protein of 115 amino acids. The transcript is spliced from 4 exons. Gene Ontology annotation, biological process: translation. The record is from RefSeq and is a predicted model, not a curated record. Gene Ontology annotation, cellular component: cytosolic small ribosomal subunit; ribosome.
UCCGAUGAACUAAGAUUUUUUGGGCGGCGGAUGACGGGUAUAAAUUGGCCGGUGCUUCGGUUACCGGUCCUCUUUUCUGCCUCCUGUCCAAGAUGACCAAAAAGAGAAGGAACAACGGCCGCGCCAAGAAGGGACGUGGGCACGUCCAGCCCAUCCGCUGCACCAACUGUGCCCGAUGUGUCCCUAAGGACAAAGCCAUCAAGAAAUUCGUCAUAAGGAACAUCGUUGAGGCAGCCGCCGUUAGGGAUAUCUCCGAGGCCAGUGUGUUUGACUCCUACGCUCUGCCCAAGCUCUACGUGAAGCUGCAUUACUGCGUCAGCUGCGCCAUCCACAGCAAAGUGGUGAGGAACCGCUCCCGCGAGGCCAGGAAGGACCGCACCCCGCCGCCCCGCUUCAGGCCCAGCGGUGGGGCCCCAAGAGCUCCUCCAAAGCCCAUGUGAUGUGGACCACCUUGGAGAUCAUGUACAUUUGUGUGCACAAAAACGCAAAUAAAAGUCACUGAAACCUGGAA